Molecule: messenger RNA, 2713 nt
Organism: Arabidopsis thaliana (thale cress)
Lineage: Eukaryota; Viridiplantae; Streptophyta; Magnoliopsida; Brassicales; Brassicaceae
Gene: IDD5
Product: indeterminate(ID)-domain 5
Exons: 5
Coding region: 149-1957 (602 amino acids)
Biological process (GO): regulation of DNA-templated transcription
Cellular component (GO): chloroplast
Source: RefSeq, marked reviewed
AGGGCUUUAUUGAGAUAAGAUAUCAGUGGAAGUCAAAAAAGAAUUUAAUGUUAAAGAGUUUCUUCUCUCUAAUUUCAUUUCAUUUCUCUUUUUUUUUUUCUUUUUCUUCUUUCUCUCUCUCACCAUCACAUAGAACACAGAAGAAUCCAUGGCUGCUUCUUCAUCCUCCGCUGCUUCCUUCUUUGGAGUCCGACAAGAUGACCAAUCUCACCUCCUCCCACCUAAUUCCUCCGCCGCUGCUCCUCCUCCUCCACCUCCUCACCACCAGGCACCGCUGCCACCGCUUGAAGCUCCACCGCAGAAAAAGAAGAGAAACCAACCAAGAACUCCAAAUUCCGAUGCGGAAGUGAUAGCUUUAUCUCCAAAGACACUAAUGGCUACAAACAGAUUCAUAUGUGAAGUAUGCAACAAAGGGUUUCAAAGAGAACAGAAUCUACAACUUCACCGAAGAGGACACAAUCUUCCAUGGAAGCUCAAACAGAAAUCGACCAAAGAAGUGAAGAGAAAAGUGUAUCUUUGUCCGGAGCCCUCGUGCGUCCACCAUGACCCGUCACGUGCUCUCGGAGACCUCACCGGAAUCAAGAAACAUUAUUACCGUAAACACGGUGAAAAGAAGUGGAAAUGCGAUAAAUGCUCUAAGCGUUACGCUGUUCAAUCGGAUUGGAAAGCUCACUCCAAGACUUGUGGUACCAAAGAGUAUCGUUGUGACUGUGGUACACUCUUCUCUCGGCGAGACAGUUUCAUCACACAUAGAGCUUUCUGUGACGCGUUGGCUCAAGAGAGUGCGAGACACCCAACUUCAUUGACUUCUUUGCCAAGUCAUCACUUCCCGUACGGACAAAACACAAACAACUCCAACAACAACGCUUCAAGCAUGAUCCUUGGUCUGUCCCACAUGGGGGCCCCACAGAAUCUUGAUCACCAGCCCGGUGACGUUCUCCGUCUUGGAAGCGGAGGAGGAGGAGGAGGAGCCGCUUCACGCUCUUCUUCUGAUCUCAUUGCUGCGAAUGCUUCAGGCUACUUCAUGCAAGAGCAAAACCCUAGCUUUCAUGAUCAACAAGAUCAUCAUCAUCAUCAUCAACAAGGGUUUUUGGCUGGGAACAAUAACAUCAAGCAAUCACCAAUGAGUUUUCAACAGAAUCUGAUGCAGUUCUCACAUGAUAACCAUAAUUCUGCUCCCUCCAAUGUCUUCAAUCUCAGCUUCCUCUCCGGAAACAACGGAGUUACUUCUGCCACAAGUAACCCUAAUGCUGCCGCCGCUGCUGCUGUUUCUUCUGGUAAUCUUAUGAUAUCAAACCAUUAUGAUGGCGAAAAUGCUGUUGGAGGAGGAGGAGAAGGAAGCACUGGUCUCUUCCCUAACAAUCUGAUGAGCUCGGCAGAUAGAAUUAGCUCAGGAUCAGUCCCUUCACUCUUUAGCUCAUCAAUGCAAAGUCCAAAUUCAGCACCUCACAUGUCAGCCACUGCCCUUCUACAGAAAGCUGCUCAAAUGGGUUCAACCUCAAGCAACAACAACAACGGAAGCAACACCAACAACAAUAACAAUGCCUCAUCGAUCCUAAGAAGCUUUGGGAGUGGAAUCUACGGAGAAAAUGAGAGUAAUCUUCAGGAUUUGAUGAAUUCUUUCUCUAACCCCGGCGCAACGGGAAACGUUAACGGAGUUGAUUCUCCUUUUGGUUCGUACGGAGGAGUGAACAAAGGAUUAAGCGCUGACAAACAGAGCAUGACUAGAGACUUUCUUGGAGUUGGACAGAUCGUAAAAAGCAUGAGUGGAAGCGGAGGGUUUCAACAACAGCAACAACAGCAACAGCAGCAACAACAACAACAACAACAUGGAAAUAGUAGAGAAAGAGUUGGCUCGUCGUCGGAUUCCGCUGAUAGAAGCAGCAUGAAUGUGAAUACCGGAGGUGGUCCGGCAAGUACUUCACCACCUUAUGGAAUCCAUCAUGCGAGUUUCUAAGAAGAUAAAAGAAGUUUCUAAGGAGAAAUUUUAAAAAAGGUUUUUAGUUCAUCAAAGUACAUGCUAUAUCUUUCAGUCAAUGAGUUGGAGAGUACAAGCAGCCUUUGCUAAGUUUUUAUUUGUCUUUUUGUUUUCAUUUUCUUUUAUUUGCCUUUUUAUUCUUUAAUUUCUUUUCAUUUGUCAUCUUCACUAGCUGGCAAUGUCACGAGUGUUUGUCCUGUGAUCUCCUUUCUAAAUAUCUCGAUACAUGUAUACAUAUACAUGUCACAUAGGUGUCACAUGUGCAUAUAUUUAUGCAUUUGUAUAGUUCUGUAUGUAACAUGUUCCUACCAUAUCCUCAAAGGAUUGUCCCCAUCAUAUUUUAAAUUUGACGGUCCAAAAUAAACAAUUCUGUCUCAACAUUCACGCGUCUUCAUUAUUGAUGCUAAUUUGCGGUUAAAAGUUGUAGCAUCAAUUGAAACUGCAUCUAAGGGACAUACAUGCAAGUGAUGGAAGUAAGGAGGCCCAUCGACAUGAAACGAGAGGGAGAGAUUAUAUCGUUGUCUCACCAAAAACAGACAGCUCUUCUCUCAUCUUCUUAAUUUCCCCUGUUUCUUUUUCUGUUCUAAAAUUGUUUUGCUUAUAACCUAUUUUUUUCUUGGUUAAAUAAUCCAUGUAGAGAAAGUAGAUUUUUACCAUCAACGACACCCUGCUUUAAAAUUAAAAGCGUAAAUUUGUUAUAUUUUAUCGUUCAAUUCUAUCUUUUGUAAACUAAUG